Molecule: messenger RNA, 1293 nt
Organism: Ailuropoda melanoleuca (giant panda)
Lineage: Eukaryota; Metazoa; Chordata; Mammalia; Carnivora; Ursidae
Product: histone-arginine methyltransferase CARM1
Exons: 12
Coding region: 1-1149 (382 amino acids)
Biological process (GO): chromatin remodeling; peptidyl-arginine methylation, to asymmetrical-dimethyl arginine
Molecular function (GO): histone H3R2 methyltransferase activity
Source: RefSeq, a predicted model, not a curated record
AUGGCCUCUUCCCAAACAACGUGGACAAGUGUGUCCUUUGAAAGGAGUUCCCAUUUUACCCAUCUCAGCUCAUUUUCAAAUACACUGAAAAGAUGCCGGAAUGAGAAAACGGAAUCCUCGGUGUUCAGCCAGCGGACAGAAGAGGCAUCUGCCGUGCAGUACUUCCAGUUCUAUGGCUGCAUUUCCCAGCAGCAGAACAUGAUGCAGGAUUUUGUGAGGACAGCCACUUACCACAGAGCCAUCCUCCAGAACCACACUGACUUUAGAGACAAGGUUGUUCUAGAUGUUGGUUGCGGAUCAGGAAUACUAUCAUUUUUUGCUGUACAGGCUGGAGCUAGGAGAGUGUACGCUGUCGAAGCCAGUUCAGUAGCACAGUAUGCUGAAUUGCUGGUGAAAAAUAACCACCUUUCCGACAAGAUCAUUGUUGUACCAGGGAAAAUUGAAGACAUCUCUCUUCCUGAGGCUGUGGAUGUGAUCAUUUCCGAACCGAUGGGAUACAUGCUGUUUAAUGAAAGGAUGCUGGAGAGUUACCUUCAUUCCAAAAAAUGGCUGAAAGCAAACGGAAUGAUGUUCCCGACAUUCGGCGACAUCCACUUGGCCCCCUUUUCUGAUGAACAGCUCUACAUGGAACACUACUCCAGAGCCAACUUUUGGUACCAGCAGUGCUUUUACGGGGUCAACCUGUCCAGUCUCCGGGGCGCUGCCGUGGACGAGUAUUUCAGACAGCCAAUAGUCGACACAUUCGACGUGAGGAUUUUGAUGGCUCGGACGGUCAAAUACACAGUCAACUUUAUGGACUCAGAAGAGGCAGAUCUCCACAGAGUAGAAAUCCCCUUUGUGUUUCAGCUGACGCAGUCUGGCCUCGUCCACGGCCUGGCGUUCUGGUUUGACGUGGCCUUUGUCGGAUCUCUGGUAACUGUUUGGCUGUCAACAGCCCCAACUGAGCCUCUGACUCAUUGGUAUCAGGUGCGGUGCCUUCUUCACACUCCUCUCUUUGCCAAAGAAGGAGAGACCCUCUCAGGGAAAGUGCUGUUCGUAGCCAACAGACGACAGAGCUAUGACAUUCAGAUCGUGGCGCUGGUAAACCAGACAGGCUUCAGAUCUGGGAACAUCCUCGAUUUAAAGAAUCCUUUCUUUAGGUUUGCUUAGAAGAUAGCCACAAGCCAAUCAAUAAGUAAAACGAAGUCCUGAGAAGUCCCUCAACAUCCAAGUUCAUAUUUCAUGUUGCAAAUACGCACUCUAAAUUUUACAAGGAUGAUUAGGUUGAUUUAAAUUCAUACUUUGUUUCUCACU